AUGUUCACUGCUCAUGAUAAGAGAAAAUUAAUUCGUCUUGCAGAGUUAUAUCUGACAGAUUUCUCUAUGGUUGAUCUUGUGUCUCUUGAUCAUCAGCUAUCUACUUACAUUAUUGAUAUGCAUACUAGUGAUGAGUUUACAUCUUUAACCAGUAUAGCGGCUCUUGCAAAACAGCUUGUAAGGGCCAAAAAAAAUAUUGUGUAUCCGCUGGUGUAUAGACUUAUUGUUUUGGCAUUGAAUUUACCAGUUGCUACUGCUACGGUGGAGAGAGCAUUUUCUGCAAUGAAGAUUUUACGCAUCGACUGCGUAGCAAAAUGGGUGAUGCUUGGCUCAAUGACU
Molecule: messenger RNA, 339 nt
Organism: Dendrobium catenatum
Lineage: Eukaryota; Viridiplantae; Streptophyta; Magnoliopsida; Asparagales; Orchidaceae
Exons: 1
Source: RefSeq, a predicted model, not a curated record